Symbiodinium necroappetens is the source of this 4012-nucleotide messenger RNA. The record is from the annotation of a GenBank genome assembly. NCBI's taxonomy places the organism in Eukaryota, Dinophyceae, Suessiales, Symbiodiniaceae.
GCACAGCAGUACGAUGUCUAUUGCUGGGCGAGGGACAGCGCAACGGACAUGCAGGGGUUUUCCAGGGCGAAUUUUAUGUCGCAUGCGUAUGUGGGGACGGCUGUCGGUAAUGACACCACGCCAAGCGGUGGCAAGAUCGAAGCUGUGUGGAUCACUGACAGCACUCCUCCGACGUUGUAUUUUGUUCGGGCAGGUGGUGUGAAGACGGAGGACACGCUGCAGGUUACUCUGCAGCUGUCGGAACCAGGGACGGUUUGGUGUCAAGCGGCCGAGCCGGCCAAUGCUUCCUUAGGCUCGCCGUAUUGCAACGAAGACGAAAUCAGCUCCAAUCUCCUCGAUGCUUGCUACUGGGAGAGCUUUGUCAAGGGCUCCAAUGCCCCUAGCACCUUCAGCGCUGACGUCCACACAGCUUUCGAGUACGUCGAAGUGGAAAUCAAUCGCAUCUGGCGGAAGAACACGGCAUCAGAAGAUCCGCUCCUUCCGGAGACGGGCUACAAGAUCUUCUGCUAUGCGGAGGAUGACUGGCCCACGAAAGCACAGAGUGUGACGACAUCUGCUGCGACCUUGGCAUGCACAGACAGGACCAGCGGUCAUGCGCCAAUGCAGCAUGCACCCAUUGUGGUCAUGCAGUGUGAUGCUGUCGGGCUUCGAACGACACUGGACUUGACGCCUCCGAACAUCAACGUGUCAAACCCCGCAGCACCGUCCGAGACGGCGAUUACCGUUCUCGUGUCGUUGUCGGAGGCCGGUACUGCUUUGGGCUCAGCCUGGUGCAAGCCCGUGCAUGGCGGUGGCGAUGCUCCAACAGUGCUGGAGAUUCUGAGCGCGGGCUUCAGCGCCGCCAUGGCAACGGAGCCCUACACAGCGACGGUGAUGCUCAGUGGCGAAGAUGCCACCGUCUUUUGCUACGCAGAAGAUGAUUCAUGCCGCGAGCUUAGCUCCUUCGGUAAGUGCCAGAACUAUGUUAGUAUCGGUUCCGAAGCGAUCGCAGAAACUCGAACGAGCAUCCGCACGCUGGACUCGCUGCUGACAUGUCUUGCCAUUUUUGGUGCAUGCGGAGAUGCAACUGAACUGAAGAGAAAGCGCGGUGACAGAACGCCCCCGCAGUUGCGAGUGGUGAACGUUCGGUCCAUUGCUCGAGAUCAGAUUCAACUCACCAUCCAGGAGAGGAAAGGGAGAGGGAAGCCGGAACCUCUGCCUUUCGUCUGCGACCUCGGCCAGGCUGACGAGGGCGUGCGCUUGUGGUGUGCGGUGUGGGCCCUUACUUCGCCUGAUUCCCUUCUUUUGUCUCGAUCCAGGGAUGCUUUUUUGGAAGAGCUUUGUGUCGUUUGCAAGGCUUGGCCAAGCGACCUGCCUCCCACUGAUGAGCUGGGAUUUCCUCUGAAUGCAACAAACUUCGAAGAGAUGAUCAAAGACUGGGCCAGAAGUAGAUGCGUGGACUCUCUGGGCGUAGCUUGUGGAAGCUUUUGGGUCUACGACUUGGAUGACCUUGAGGACACAUCCUUGGAUGGCAUGACGUCUUUAGCAUCGUACAGGGACGAGCGAACUUGGAGACACAAUGAGGACGUGAUUGUCGUACUGAAAGGCCUUUCGGAGCAAACCGAAUACAGCCACCUGUAUUGCUAUGCAGAAGAUGACGAGGACGAUGGUCUUGGGGCUGCCGCGAACAAGAUGACUUACGACACCGGAGUGUAUUCCAGCCAGGUUAUCGUGAUUCAUCAGGGCCUUGGCAAUGUGACCACACUCGAUGAGACCCCGCCUACUUUUACUCAGCUGAGCAUUCAGGAUCCGACAAAUUUCCCGGAUCGCAUUGAGAUUAGUUUCGCUCUGAACGAGCCUGGAACCGCAUACUGUCGAGCCACGCGAUCUGAUUCUGGUGAAACCGGUGCCGACAUGUACAUCGCAUGGAUUCAGACAGCUGCCUGGUCAUCGACUCAUGAUGGGUCUAGUUUGCCAGCAACGAUCGAGAUCAGCAAGCUAGAGAACCUGGAUCCGCUCCUCACAAAUCGGGAUGACCAAACGGUGCCCAUUCUGGAGGCACAACAGUAUGACGUCUACUGCUGGGCUAUGGACAGUGCCGUCGACACUGCUGGACUGGCAAGACCGAAUUACAUGGCGCAGAGCUAUGCGAUCACGGAAGUGAAUUCCAGUACCUCCCCAGCCGGAGGUUGGACACGAGGUGUCUGGGUGGUAGACUCCACGCCUCCACAGAUCAUUUUAGUCGGUGCUGAGGCCGUCUCCUCGUCAGAGCUGCAAGUGACGCUUCAGCUGGACGAGCCUGGCACGGUUUGGUGCCAGCCAGGUGACACCUCGGGCGAUGCGACGCAGUGCCAGAGCUCUGAAGUGCAGAAUCAGUCUUCCAGCACCGAUUGCUUCUGGAUCACAUUGAUACAGUCCAACGACUUCCGCGCGGAUGUUCAUGAAGCCUUCGUUGACGUCUCCAUCAACAUGAACCUUCUGCAUCCGCACCAGGGACACGUGGCCAGCCUCCUCUCCCCUGAGACGGCAUACGAGAUCUUCUGCUACGCUGAGGACGACUGGCCCACGCAGGCCAACGCGGCGACCAAUUCUGUGAGCUUCGUGGCGGUGACCAGCCCCAACAACGCCUCUUUCGAUGACUCCGAGCGCUUGAGGACUGGCAUCGGCUUGCUGACAACCCUGGACGAGUCACCGCCGAACUUCACUACCCUGUCGAUUGCAGAUCCCACUCUGCAGAAUGACAGGAUUGUGGUGGUGUUUUCUCUCAACGAGGCUGGCACGGCAUAUUGCCGUCGAGCCACCCGAUCCGACUCCGGUGAAACGGCCACAGUCAUGACUAUCAACCGCAUAGUCAGUGCUGGCUGGUCGGCAAGCAAUGACGGUUUGGGCAGCGGCAUGAUUGUCAUGACACAUCUGGAAAAUCUGACCAUGCUCAACCUGCAGAGUGUUGUGCGUGUGGCAGUAGCUAUGUAUUGCUUGGCGAAGGACAGCGCCGUUGAUGGGAAAGGCUUAGCUCGGGCAAACUGGAUGCAACAUGACUACGUCUCCAGGGCCGGUGGGAUGACGCCGGGUGUCUGGGUCGUCGACGCAACGCCGCCGGCCCUUCUCCUCGUGGAUGCCUAUGCUGCCAGCCAAGCGACGAUCCACCUGUGUGCUCCUCUGGCGACUGACAACGCGUCCUUCUGCAGUCUCGAUGACAUGGCCGCAAACAUCACUGUAGGAUGUGAUUACGAGAGGUUCAUCAAGGACCAGCAGCCGUUACAGGCGGCGUCGAGCGCAGAAGUCUCUGAGUCAUACAAAGACGUUGAAGUGAAGGUGGACCGAAUUGUUACCCGUGACGGCCUGACCAACUACGCCUUGGAAACGGAACAAUCGUACAACGUCUUCUGCUUUGCACAAGAUGAUUGGCCAUUGCAGGCAACGCGUGCCUUGGUGCAGUCGCCAAACUUCGUGGCUCCAGGGGACGCGAUGAGAAUUUCCUUAUCGGAUGCAGAAGCCUUUUCCAAUCUGAUUGGCAACAUCACAACGCUGGACGAGACACCUCCCAGCUUUACCUUGCUGCACAUAGAGGACCCCACUGCCAGCAAUGACCGCAUAGUCAUCACGCUGCAGCUCAACGAACCGGGAACUGCUUACUGCCGAGCAGCCCGAUCCGACUCUGGUGAGGCUCCGUCUGACAUGCACAUCAAUCGGAUACUGACAGCCAAUUGGCCAGCACAGAACGACGGACUUAGCCAUUCUACGAUUCAAAUCACUCAGCUGGAGAAUGUGGACCCAUUGUCCACAAGUCGUGAUGACGAAGUGGAGCCUAUCGCAGAAGCCGUUCAGUACGACGUGUACUGCUGGGCCGAGGACAGUGCGGUGGACAGUUCUGGCUAUGCGCGGCACAACUACAUGACAAUCGGAUACACUCGCCGCGAACCUGGAGGGUCCAGUUGCCUGCCUGUGUCUGCCUGCCGUCUGAGCUCCAAGAAGAAAAUGAAAGGCACCGAUGCUGUCACAUCGGCGUAUCCGCAAGGUGGCCGCAGUCCAG